Acomys russatus (golden spiny mouse) is the source of this 3010-nucleotide messenger RNA. RefSeq names its product outer dense fiber of sperm tails 2 (gene Odf2). The record is from RefSeq and is a predicted model, not a curated record. Gene Ontology annotation, cellular component: centrosome. Lineage: Eukaryota; Metazoa; Chordata; Mammalia; Rodentia; Muridae. Gene Ontology annotation, biological process: regulation of cilium assembly. Bases 16 to 2640 code for a protein of 874 amino acids. The transcript has 20 exons.
GGUUUGAACUGGCCAAUGGGCGAGCUGCCGACCGGGUGUCGGAAAAGGAGGCGGAAGCGGGGAGGAGCCGCCGCCGGAGCCGGACUGCAUCCGCCGCGGCGUCUCCAUGGCACGACCCUGGCCUCCGACUUCAACGACUUCAUAAGGAGACGGUUCUGGGCGCAGCCCUGUCGCUCUUGGUUUCCAUCGUGUGGGAAGAACGGAGUAACGAGUCUCACACAGAAAAAGGUCUUGCGAACACCUUGUGGCGCACCCAGUGUAACUGUGACGAAAUCUCAUAAGCGCGGAAUGAAAGGGGACACCGUGAAUGUGCGGCGGAGUGUCCGGGUGAAAACCAAGGUACCUUGGAUGCCCCCUGGAAAAUCAUCUGCCCGGCAUGUGGGAUGCAAGUGGGAGAAUCCACCUCACUGUCUGGAGAUCACACCACCAUCUUCAGAAAAGCUGGUCUCGGUGAUGCGUUUAAGUGACCUUUCUACAGAAGACGACGAUUCAGGUCACUGUAAAAUGAACCGUUACGAUAAGAAGAUUGACAGUCUAAUGAACGCGGUCGGUUGUCUCAAAUCUGAGGUCAAGAUGCAGAAAGGCGAACGUCAAAUGGCCAAAAGGUUCCUGGAGGAGCGGAAGGAGGAGCUGGAGGAGGUGGCUCACGAGCUGGCAGAGACAGAGCACGAGAACACGGUGCUCAGACACAACAUCGAACGCAUCAAGGAGGAGAAGGACUUCACUAUGCUUCAGAAGAAACACCUGCAGCAGGAGAAGGAAUGCCUCAUGUCCAAGCUGGUGGAGGCUGAAAUGGAUGGAGCAGCUGCUGCCAAGCAAGUCAUGGCCUUAAAGGAUACCAUCGGGAAGCUGAAAACCGAGAAACAGAUGACUUGCACCGACAUCAACACCUUAACGAGGCAGAAGGAACUUCUCCUGCAGAAGCUAAGCACAUUUGAGGAAACCAACCGCACCCUCCGAGACCUGUUGAGGGAACAGCACUGCAAAGAGGAUUCCGACAGACUAAUGGAGCAACAAGGUACAUUACUGAAACGGCUGGCGGAGGCGGACUCAGAGAAAGCGCGCCUGCUGUUACUGCUGCAAGACAAGGACAAGGAAGUGGAAGAGCUCCUCCAGGAGAUACAAUGCGAGAAGGCUCAAGCAAAGACAGCGUCUGAGCUUUCCAAGUCCAUGGAGUCCAUGCGUGGGCAUCUACAGGCACAGCUCCGGUGCAAAGAAGCUGAGAACAGUCGCCUGUGCAUGCAGAUCAAGAACUUGGAGCGCAGUGGGAACCAGCACAAGGCGGAAGUGGAGGCCAUCAUGGAGCAGCUGAAGGAACUGAAGCAGAAGGGAGACCGAGACAAAGAGACCUUAAAGAAGGCCAUCCGAGCCCAGAAGGAGCGCGCGGAGAAGAGUGAGGAGUACGCCGAGCAGCUGCACGUGCAGCUCGCUGACAAGGACCUUUAUGUCGCUGAAGCUUUAUCUACUCUGGAGUCAUGGAGGAGCCGCUACAACCAGGUUGUCAAAGACAAAGGCGACCUGGAGUUGGAAAUCAUCGUCCUGAAUGACCGGGUCACGGAUCUCGUAAACCAGCAACAAAGCUUGGAGGAGAAGAUGCGGGAAGACCGGGACAGCCUGGUGGAGAGACUGCACCGGCAGACUGCGGAGUACUCUGCCUUCAAGCUGGAGAACGAAAGGCUCAAGGCUAGCUUUGCCCCUAUGGAGGACAAGCUCAACCAGGCUCACCUGGAGGUCCAGCAGCUGAAGGCGUCGGUGAAGAACUACGAGGGGAUGAUCGACAACUAUAAGAGCCAGGUGAUGAAAACAAGAUUGGAGGCUGAUGAAGUGGCUGCCCAGCUAGAGCGCUGCGACAAGGAGAAUAAAAUCCUUAAAGAUGAGAUGAACAAAGAAAUUGAGGCGGCCCGCCGGCAGUUCCAGUCACAGCUGGCUGACCUACAACAGCUGCCUGACAUCCUCAAGAUCACGGAGGCCAAGCUGGCUGAGUGCCAAGACCAGCUGCAGGGCUACGAGAGGAAGAACAUCGACCUCACAGCCAUCAUUUCAGACCUGCGCAGCCGGAUCGAACAUCAGGGGGACAAGCUGGAGAUGGCGAGAGAGAGACACCAGGCUUCCCAGAAGGAAAAUAAACAGCUGAGUCUGAAGGUGGAUGAGCUGGAGAGGAAACUGGAGGCCACCAGCGCCCAGAAUGUCGAGUUUCUACAGGUGAUUGCCAAGAGGGAGGAGGCAAUCCACCAAGCUCAGCUGCGGCUGGAGGAGAAAACGCGGGAAUGCGGGGCCUUGGCGCGGCAGUUGGAGAGCGCCAUUGAUGAUGCCAGGCGGCAGGUGGAACAAACUAAGGAGCAGGCGCUCUCCAAGGAGCGAGCAGCUCAGAGCAAAAUCCUGGACCUUGAGACCCAGCUAAGCAGGACGAAGACAGAACUCGGCCAGCUGCGGCGGACCCGUGAUGACGCUGAUCGUAGAUACCAGAGCCGGCUGCAGGAUCUGAAAGACCGCCUGGAGCAGUCUGAGAGUACCAACCGCAGCAUGCAGAAUUAUGUCCAAUUCCUCAAAUCUUCCUAUGCCAACGUGUUUGGGGACGGCCCCUAUACAUCCUCCUACCUGACCAGCUCACCCAUCCGCUCCCGGUCUCCUCCUGCCUGAGGCCACCUGUCCAGGGUGUGAAGCACUUGCCUGACACCAGGGAACUGAGGAGUUGCCAACCCAUAGCUAGCAAGCCCUCUGGCUUUUUCUUCUAGUGAUGAAAUGUGCUCAGGGUCUGCUCCUCAGAUGCCAGGAGAGUCCCUAGAGCAGCCAGGGAUGAGGCAGGAAGACCCUAGUUGCUCGUUCCUCCACUUCAACCUGAUGGGAUUUUUAAAAUGACCAUCACAGCCUUAUAUUUGCUACAUUAGGUACCAGAUUUUAAAUUUUCUGUGACUUUGCAGAGUCUGCUUCCUUUCCUCAGGGAACGUUUGAACACGUCCCCUGCAGGCUCCUUCCAGCCCCCGUCUUUUGAGGUGUGUCUGCCUUGGGU